AUGAGAGCUGUAACACUAACGCUGCUUUUUGCACUUAUAUUAGCAGUCUUAGCACAUGCUCAACGUGGUCCACCAGGUCGUGGACCACCUGGUCGUGGGCCACCAGGACGCAAUCCAUUUGGACCAGGACGUCCUGGAAGACCGGGACGACCACGACCAGGCGGACCAGGUCCAGGUCCAGGACCAGGACCAGGACCAGGCAGACCAAGACCGAGCCGUGGAACAAGACCGCCAUGUAGUUCUUCUACAGUAUCUUCUACAGUAUCUUCAACAGUAUCUUCAACAGUGACAGCCACUACAACGACAGAUGCAACCACUGAUGCUACCACCGAUGCAUCAACCGAUUCAGGCAGUACUGAAGCAACUACUGUCACUACAGACACUGAAGCAACUACAGUGGAGGACGACAUUGAUACCACAGUAGGCUAA
This is a messenger RNA of Teleopsis dalmanni, 429 nucleotides long. Its product is annotated as submaxillary gland androgen-regulated protein 3A-like. NCBI's taxonomy places the organism in Eukaryota, Metazoa, Arthropoda, Insecta, Diptera, Diopsidae. The transcript has a single exon. The record is from RefSeq and is a predicted model, not a curated record. Bases 1 to 429 code for a protein of 142 amino acids.